Messenger RNA from Penicillium longicatenatum, 540 nucleotides. RefSeq names its product respiratory supercomplex assembly factor RCF1 (gene rcf1). Gene Ontology annotation, biological process: mitochondrial respirasome assembly. The record is from RefSeq and is a predicted model, not a curated record. Gene Ontology annotation, cellular component: mitochondrion. The coding region runs from base 1 to 540 and encodes 179 amino acids. Lineage: Eukaryota; Fungi; Ascomycota; Eurotiomycetes; Eurotiales; Aspergillaceae. The transcript has 3 exons.
AUGAGUCGUGAACCCCUUCCGUCCUCGAUGGAUACUGCGGAGAGCAGUCUCCAAUUCCGCGAGGAAAGUGGCAUGCAGAAAUUUACCAGACGUCUUAAGGAAGAACCUUUGAUUCCACUAGGAUGCGCUGCCACAUGUUACGCCCUCUACCGCGCCUACCGAUCCAUGAAAGCCGGUGAUUCCGCCGAGAUGAAUCGCAUGUUCCGCGCCCGUAUCUUCGCUCAGGCAUUCACACUAGUCUCCCUAGUGGCAGGCGGUAUGUACUUCAAGACCGAGCGCCAGCAGCGCCGCGAAUUUGAGAAGGCUGUGGAGGAACGUAAAUCACAAGAGAAGCGCGAUGCUUGGUUGCGGGAGUUGGAGAUCCGUGACAAAGAGGACCGCGAGUGGCGUGAGCGUCAUGCUGCUAUCGAGGCUGCGGCGAAGGAGGCUGGACAGAAGCCGCAGCAGCCCGAUGCCGCUCGCGCGUCGAUCGAGCCGGCAGAUGAGAAGAAGGUUGGUGUCUUGGAUGCUGUGAGGGUUCUGCUGGCACAGCGGAACUAG